Arabidopsis arenosa is the source of this 1029-nucleotide messenger RNA. The record is from the annotation of a GenBank genome assembly. Lineage: Eukaryota; Viridiplantae; Streptophyta; Magnoliopsida; Brassicales; Brassicaceae.
CACCACAAUCUCUCUGCAGUGAGCGAUGAUGAAAGCAAACCAGAAACCGAAACCACACGCGCCGCCGCGUCCUCUCUUCUCAUGUGGCUUCUUCCGCCGCUGCACACAAUCCGUCCUCAGUCCAACCUCUCCUCACCAGCAACAACCUCGCCGUAAACCCACCACCACAUCAUCCUCCUCUUCUUCCUCCUCAACCUCAACUUCCCAAAGCUUCACACAAUGGCGCUUCCCUCAUCACCUUGAUCAAACUCCAUCCACCGCUCCUCCACCUCCUCCACCACCUCCACCUCCGCCUCUUCCGGUAACCACCACUCUCCAAGAAACCUUCCAGAUCGCAGAGCUUCACCUCACAUCCGUCUCUGAAUCCGACAAGCUCCUCGCUCUUCAGCUACUCGAGCGUGUCGUCGUACCCGACCCGCCUUCUGAUCCGACUUGUCCACCGGGUCUCAUGCGAUGCCUCGUCUCUUGCCUUCGUAGCAACAACAAGAUCGUAACCGCCAAAUACGUCACCAAGAUCCUCCUCGCUCUCUGCCUCGCCGAAGGAAACCGCCACGUGGCAGUCGAGGCUGGAGCCGCACGAGCGGUGGUGGAAACAGCGGCGGGGCUAGAGAUCUCAGCCGUGGAACGAGCCUUAGCUGCGUUAGAGCUCAUGUGCACGACUGCGGAAGGAGCGGCGGAGGUUCGUGGUCACGCGAUGACGGUGCCGGCAAUGGUGGCGGUGAUGGCGAGACUAGCAGGGAGGGGAAGAGAAUACGCUAUAAGCAUACUUUCCAUAGUCUACGGGAAAGGAGGCGGAGGGGGAGAUUCCGGCGAGGAGAUCGCGGUGGCGCCGGCGGAAGAGGUGGCUCGGGCGGUGGCGUUGGCGCUGGAAGGAGAGUGUACGGCGAGGGGAAGAAGAAAAGGGGCCCAACUAUUGAAGACACUAGAGGAAUAUGGACGGUUGGAUCUGAGUCAGAAUGGGACAUGAGAAAAUGAAAUCUAACGGUGGAGAUUAUGUCAGAUGAAAAAUAAUAAAUCUGAAAGCUAGUU